AUGUCUACAACACCAGCGGACCUUUAUCGAGGCUUCAUGGUUAACUACGCUCCUCAUGACAGUGGUAAGGAUGCGAAUCGGGAGGAUAUCAUUUCCUAUGGCGCAUCGCAGUUGCUCCAAGAUAGGCCUGAAAUUCGCUACCACUCUGAUACAACUCAGUCAUCUUUUGGGUCUCCAUCGACUUUUAUCACGAAUCACUCGCCGCCACGCCAGCCAAGUUCACAUUACAACACGCACAGUUAUAGACUCUCUCCAAUACAAGGUAGCAGAAAACGACAACGUACCGACAAUGGGCCUGGGCCAAAUGAAGACACUGAUCACAAUUAUGGGUACCGACCUAUCUUGCAAAAUCUACCCAUGGGUGAUCCACCGGUUUCAGCAGGCGGAUCGACCGACCUGACGUACGCCGAUCACGUCGGCCCUUCGUCUUCCCACCAGGCAUCAAAACAGGAGUACCUCCAGGCUGCUCUCCCUCAACAGCAUCACCACCAUCGGCUACCAUCCCAAUCACUGGUUGGUACGAGCUCUGCUGAUCAGGGCUCUGAAUCAUACCUGCCGCAAAUCGACCGUAGCUUCAUGGACCUUCCAGGCGUACCUACACCAUACCCUGAGCCAAAAGCACCCAAGACUAGAUUCGGCCAUAAGGAAGAUGAGAUGUUGAUAGCCCUGAAGGAACAAUGGAAGUUUUCCUGGCGGCAGAUUGAGUGCUUCUUUCCCGGGCGAAAACAACAAACAUUGCAAGUCCGUUACUGUACCAAAUUGAAGGAAAGAGAUGUGGUUUGGGAUGAUGCUCUGGAUAAGAAACUGAAAAAGGCGCUGGAGGAGUAUGAGGACAACAAAUGGACACACAUUUCCCGGAAGCUUGGGCCCGGUAUACCACCAGCGGCGUCUGAGCCAGCCAAUCACAGGAGGUCGGACCAAAGCGGCUUCAAACUCGCCCAACCUCAAACCUCCAAACUCCCUCUCCUGCCCCAAACGCCCCGCGUCAUCCACCCCAUAACCUCCAGGACAAUGUUCCUCCAACGUACAGCCUCCGCCCUCGCAAGGCGCUCGCCUGCUCGCGCUUUCACCCUCGCCCAGCGCCCCUUCUCCUCCUCCAUCAUUCGCUCCAAUGAGAAGAAGUGGACUCCCAAGCAGGAGGGCAAGAUCCUGACCUUCGAAGAGAUCAAGAGCGAGGAGGACCUCUUUGCUCCCGGUGCCAAGCCCGGUACCAUUCCUACCGAUCUCGACCAGGCCACCGGUCUCGAGCGUCUGGAGCUCAUCGGAAAGAUGCAGGGCAUUGACAUCUUCGACAUGCGUCCCCUUGAUGCCUCCCGCAAGGGCUCCAUCGAAGACCCCAUCAUCGUCAACAGCGCUGGUGAUGAGCAGUACGCCGGUUGCACCGGUUUCCCCGCAGACUCCCACCAGGUCAACUGGCUGACCGUCUCCCGCGAGCGCCCCAUCGAGCGCUGCCUCGAGUGCGGUAACGUGGUCAAGAUGAACUACAUCGGACCCGAGGAGGACCCCCACUCCCACGACCACGACCACGACCACGGUCACCACCACCCCCCUCACGUCGAGCCCAAGACCUUCGCCGACUACGUCAAGCCCGAGUACUGGUACCGCUAA
Penicillium crustosum is the source of this 1608-nucleotide messenger RNA. RefSeq lists its product as uncharacterized. NCBI's taxonomy places the organism in Eukaryota, Fungi, Ascomycota, Eurotiomycetes, Eurotiales, Aspergillaceae. The coding region runs from base 1 to 1608 and encodes 535 amino acids. The transcript has 8 exons. Gene Ontology annotation, biological process: mitochondrial electron transport, cytochrome c to oxygen. The record is from RefSeq and is a predicted model, not a curated record. Gene Ontology annotation, cellular component: mitochondrial envelope.